UUAAAGAUGAACUAAUAUGAAGAAAUAUGAGUGAUAAUUAAGUAUCCUAUAACAUAUUAAAACAUAUUCGUAGGAUCUUACGAUCUUACGAUCCGAUUCUAUCGAUUUUGACCCCACCUCCUUUUUUAUUAUAUUUAGGAUCCCGAUUCUAACAAGCUUGGUGGCAAGACGUUCUGUUCAGAGUUAGAGUUCGCUACUUUACAAUUGUAAUAAUUAUAAUGUCGCAUGGAGUACUUUACAUUAUUAAGUGGGAAAGGUUCAUUUUUGUUGAGUGUAAACUCAACAUAGCAGAUUAGUUUUUACAUAUGAAUAACAAUAUACUUGUUGACUAUUAAGCCGUCACCAAAUAUGAAUAACAAUAUACUUGUUGACUACUAAAAUAAUUUAUUACUUGUGGGAAAACUUUAUACUACCUACUUUUUUUAUAAGACCUUUACAAAUGAAGUAUAACUAAUAGUUGUUCAGGUUCAGCAACAGUCGAUUACCAUUUAAAAGCAAAUUACUUAUAAUUUUGUGCAAGUAAUAAAAAACUUAUCAUAAAUAGUCUUUCAUUUUAACAUAUUAUAAAUAGUCUUUCAUUUUCCUCUCAUCAUGUAUCUCAAUUCUAGUAUUCUUCCCAUCAAUGUAAAAGAAACAAAAAUAACAAAAUGCGAAUUCUUGUUUUCUUCUUGUUUAUUCACUGUCUGAAUAUUAGCUUCAUCAAUGGCGCAAUAUUAUCAGAACAAGAAGCAUUAUUAGCUAUUAAAUCUGCCAUUAAAGAUGAUCCUUUUAAAAGACUAUCAUCUUGGAAAAACACUACUCACCAUUGCAAUUGGUCGUUCGUCACUUGCUCUUCGUCUUCUUACUCUCCCACUGUCAUUUCCCUGAACAUCUCCAACUUAAAACUCAAUGGUACUCUCUCUCCUCAAAUCGGUUUUCUUAAAAACCUGCAAAACCUAUCUCUCCAAGAUAACUAUUUUUAUGGGCAUGUCCCGUCUUCUCUUCCUCUCCUUACAAAACUCCAAUAUCUCGACCUUAGCGAUAACAGCUUUAGUGGUCCACUCUCUUUAUUUGUUAAUAUGUCGGAGCUUCGGUGCCUUUUCCUUCGUCAGAACGACUUUUCUGGUACAAUAUCGCCAGAGUUUAGUAAACUUCAAAAGCUUCAAGUUUUGGUUCUUUCUUUCAACAAUUUUUCGGGAUUACUUCCUUAUCAAUUAGGAUUCUUAAAGAGGUUGAAAAGUUUAGACUUAUCAAUUAAUCAAUUACAUGGUGAGAUACCAAAUUCUUUUUCUCUUCUUACUAAUUUGAGUUAUUUGGAUUUAUCAAAUAAUCAAUUACAUGGUGAGAUACCAAAUUCUUUUUCUCUUCUUACAAAUUUGAGGUUUUUGUAUUUAUCAAAUAAUCAAUUACAUGGUGAGAUACCAAAUUCUUUUUCUCUUCUUAUAAAUUUGUUUUAUUUGGAUUUAUCAAAUAAUCAAUUACAUGGUGAGAUACCAAAUUCUUUUUCUCUUCUUACUAAUUUGAGUUUUUUGGAUUUAUCAAAUAAUCAAUUACAUGGUGAGAUACCAAAUUCUUUUUCUCUUCUUACAAAUUUGUAUAAAUUGAUUUUAUUAAAUAAUCAAUUACAUGGUGAGAUACCAAAUUCUUUUUCUCUUCUUACAAAUUUGAUUGUUUUGGAUUUAUCAUAUAAUCAACUCACGGGUCAGUUACCUGUCAACAUUGGAAAGCUUACAAGUCUUUUUUAUUUGUCGGUUGCCAACAAUAACUUGAUUGGAAAAAUCACACCACAGAUUACAGGUACACUAAUCUUUAGCAAUGCCUAUCUAAAUUGUAUCUUUCAAAAUAGUUCGCCAUUGCAUACAUUGAGACUUCCAACUAUUAAAUUAUUAUUUUUUUUUUAAAUUCGCUUGUCACUAAUAAAAAUAUAUUUCUUGUAUUAUUAAGGUUUUUCAUAUUUGCUUUAUUUUUUUUUAUAACAUUGAUUAAUGUAACCAAUAAAAAUAUAUGAAACAAGUUCUAUUGAAUUAUCUUUAAUGUAUUUCUUUGAUUUUUGAUAUUUAGAAAUAAUUUAUUGAGACGAAUCAAUCAACAUCCCACAUAAAUAUUUUAAAAUUCGUAAAUUUAUUUGAGAAUAACAUAUGAAAUCGGAGGGAGUAAUAAAUAGGGUGGUAAAUCAGAAUAUUUUUUUUAUGAAUAAAAUCCAAAAUUUCAAAUAUUAAUCCAAAUG
Messenger RNA from Amaranthus tricolor (Joseph's coat), 2206 nucleotides. Its product is annotated as LRR receptor-like serine/threonine-protein kinase ERECTA. The transcript has a single exon. The record is from RefSeq and is a predicted model, not a curated record. NCBI's taxonomy places the organism in Eukaryota, Viridiplantae, Streptophyta, Magnoliopsida, Caryophyllales, Amaranthaceae. Gene Ontology annotation, molecular function: protein binding. Bases 648 to 1880 code for a protein of 410 amino acids.